Molecule: messenger RNA, 5119 nt
Organism: Bicyclus anynana (squinting bush brown)
Lineage: Eukaryota; Metazoa; Arthropoda; Insecta; Lepidoptera; Nymphalidae
Gene: Wsck
Product: putative inactive tyrosine-protein kinase Wsck
Exons: 1
Coding region: 244-2424 (726 amino acids)
Biological process (GO): protein phosphorylation; positive regulation of kinase activity; cell surface receptor protein tyrosine kinase signaling pathway
Cellular component (GO): signaling receptor complex
Molecular function (GO): ATP binding; transmembrane receptor protein tyrosine kinase activity; protein binding
Source: RefSeq, a predicted model, not a curated record
UCGUGAUCGCGUUGUCUUCUCUAUUUCUUUCCGCAUCGUGAUUAUUCGUGAAUCGUGAUCGAAUAUCGAUUUCACAACACAAAACUUUGUGUUUGUUAUAAAAUGCUAAAUUUUAUAUCGAAAAAUAAUCUAAAUAGUUAAAUUAAACUUUAUGAUAAAUUCACAUUCAGUAAUGUACUAAAUGCAAUGUGUAAUUCUUUACAUACAUCGCGAGUGAGUCAGCGAGGAAUAUAUUUAUAAACAAUGGAACGUUUCUGGCCGUUACUGGUUACGGUGAUUUUCUUUUCUAUUAAUUAUGCCGCUCCAGACCGUGGCGACUACAUUGGUUGCUACAAGUUUAAAGAAGACGUGCUGAAUACUCACACCGGACAGUCUGUGGAGGUUUGUUUAUCUGCUUGUGAACAGGUGUAUUAUAAAUAUGCUCUGAUAGGCAACGAGUCUACCUGCUUCUGCGGGAACGACCCCGGGAUUAAGGUCGGCUUAGACUCUUGUGACACGCCUUGCCCGAAGAACGAGACGCAGAAGUGUGGCGGAGACGGAGUCGCCAGCGUGUACGACACCGAGGUGACCGCGCCCGGCCCGCCCAUGUCCGUAGAAGUGCUGAACGUCACCGAGACGACCGCGAGACUGCGCUGGACGCCGCCGCAAGCGUUCACACGCAUCACCGGGUACGUCAUCAAGGCUUCAGUCCUAGAAACUUAUGCCACUGCAGCUUUACUGCCGGUCUCAUGGGUCGUGACCAACACCACACUCACAUCCGAGCUGCCGAACCUCCAUCCAGGCUCCAAAUACAACAUAAGCGUGGCUGCCACAAAUUAUAAAGAAGAAGGAGCUAUCAUCGGAACUAUUGUCGAGACAGUCAUCGGCACACCAGACCCUACACCACCCAGUAUUGAAAUGAAAGAGAGGCACGGCGACGAGAUGCUCGUGCAUAUUCCUGAAGCACAAAAUGUAAACGGCCCUGUGUCUAUGUACAGAAUAGUAGUUUCUGUGGAGCUCUACCAGCAAGGCAUUAUAAUAGAGAACCUCGGCGAUCACGCUUAUGCUGAAGAACAAGGUCUACCUUACUAUAUCACUGCAGAGUUGGACCCUGAGGAAAUCAAAAAUGACUUUAUCAUUGGAAACAGAAGAACUUACAAUGGAUAUUACAACGCCCCGCUGCCUCUGACCAAUGAUAUAGAGGUUUCACUCGGGAUUGUUAGUGAAAAAAAUCAUGUAAGGAAAAUCAGGUACGCUGAGUCUACAAAGAAGAUAAUUCUGAACAUAAAUGAGGUGGAAGAGUACUCACCCAUGGUGGUGGCGCUGGGUGCAGGCAUUGCUAUAGGAGUGGUGUUACUCCUGAUUGGCAUUGGUCUGCUCAUAAUCUUGCGCAAGCGAGCUCACUUGGUGAGACUUCAGAGAGGCUCACAAUCUAUACCUCUGAGCCUCAGUGAGCCAUGUAUGGAAAUUGAGAACUCAGGCUUCCUCCAAGACGAAUAUGACAGAGUAGACUACUAUGGAAAUCUUAAACGUAAACUGUGGAAUAUUCCUAGGGACUUGAUAGAGAUAGAUAUUUCAUGUGUAGUUGGUUUGGGACACUAUGGAAAGUUCACCAGAGGCAAGGUUAGACAACACGGCGGACAAACACCUGGUCUAGUCCAGGUAAUAUGCGACAGAGAACUUGAGAGACCUGAUAAAAGAGUGAUGCUCCAAGAACUGGAUUUACUUAUUAAAGCCAAUGAGCAUAAAAAUGUCAUAUUGUUAAUAGGUAUUUGUGAAACUAAUACUACUCUAUUUGUAGUUUUGCAAGACACAAAUAUGACACUUAAAGAAUUAUUACUGCAAAGUAGACACCGGGACCUUCAGAACAAUAAGUUUUGCCUCAUGAAUGAAAACAAAGUUGUGCGAGUCUGUGUGGAUGUGGCGUGUGGUAUGGAGUAUUUGCACAGCAAAAAAAUUGUACACAAAAGGUUGAGUUGCAGAAAUGUGGUUAUCAGUGACAAUGGUGUGGCGAAGGUGUCAGGAUUUGGUCUGUCUCACAUCAGGCCUCUGCAUGAAACUCCUGAUUACCUCCGAUGGACUUCUCAUGAGAUGUUAAGACAGAAUAGGUUUAAUCCUAAAGCAGAUGUCUGGUCUUAUGGUAUCUUUAUGUGGGAAGUGUUAACUAUAGGAGCUACCCCAUACCCUCAUACGGCUAAUAAGGAAGUGGCGACCAGCGUUUUACGGGGUAUGAGGCCUUCCCAACCCUCAUAUGUGGGCGAUGGACUCUUUCAAUUAUGCUUGCAGUGUUGGCAAGUGGACCCUGACGAAAGACCCUCUUUUUCAAUCCUUUUAAAUGAACUCACAGACCUAGCUGGAGGCCCUGGAACAAGUUGUUUGAGUUUCACUCAUUACAAUGGUUUCAACUAUGAACCUUAUGUGCCACAAUAUGAAAUUGUUUCAUAAUGAUGUGUUACUAGCUCCAGGCUCCAAUGGUUGAUAGCUUGUGUAAACCACAGUUCCAAUGUAAACAUUACUUUUAGAUUCAUUCAGUAAUUUUGAGUUGAGCUCUCUAAGCCAAGUCCUUUUAAACAGAACUCAGAACAUAAGUUCUUAGAUUGCCACUAGCAGUAAUAUAGACUUGGCACAAUUUUUAAAUACAACUAACUCUUAGAGCAUAUUUUGUAGUGUAAAAAAUCACCAAUUUAUUGGUUCAUUAUACAUUAUAAUUAGUAGGCAUUAAGCAAUAAUAAUAAUCCAAAGAUUGUGAUUGUUUGAAAUUUAAGUGGUUGACUCUAGCAAUAUUAUGUUACCUUAUUAAAUUUAUUUAUAUUAACGAGCGGUGACCUGGUUUCUGCAUAAGCUAGAUGUCUUGAUAAUUCAUAUCUUGCAAAUCAGCUAUUUAUCGAAAAUGAAAGUUUUCUAAUUUGUUUUGACAAUCUUAGGGUUAAUUAAUGUUAGUGUGAAUCAUGUUGAAAUUAAUUUGUUCAUUUUGUGACUGGAACAUAUGACAACACCGAGGUUGUCUUGUGCUACCUAGAAUUGCCAGGUUUUAUACUAAUGAAACUCUACUCGUACUACUGAAAAGUAUCACUUGCUGUUACUCAAUAUUAUUUAAGAUCUAAACCUAUCAUUUCUUAUAACAAUUGAUCUGAAUUAGCUUAAGAUUAUAGAAAUUAAUUAAAUUAGACUAAGAUACAAUUGACUUCUAAGAGUACUUCCAAAAAAUAACAAAGUAGAUUAAUGCACCUACUUAUAAGAAUAUUUUUUCCAUAAUGUGUCUUAUGGAACAUGUAAUGCAUCAUCAGCGAGUAACAUAGGCAAGGGCAGUGGGAAAAUAACAUAUUUUAUCCCCGCAUUUCCACAGGUCGGGUAACUACGCGGGUUAAACCGCGGACCUUCCACUAACGUGGUAACUACAGUUCGUGCGGUGUAGCAUAGUGCGGGUGACAGUUCGUUUCACUGUUGAAAGUUUGCCGCGAUUCACGAUAAUAGCACGUAUUAGGAAUGUCAUAAGGCAACUACCACCCGCACCAUACAGCGCACAUAGUAUACCUAGUUGGAAUACUUAGGUGAAAGUGAAUUGUUGACAAACAAAAUUGAUGGUAUUAUCUUGCGACUAAGUGAAUUUACGCCAAGAUUAUGCGAUGAGUGGCGUAACUGACGAUGUAUGUGCCACAAAUGCUUAUUUUAUAUCAGUUGUUCGUAGUCCAUUAAUACGCAACUACGUAUUAAGUAUAAUAAUAUAAAAUCACAUUUUACACAAAUGUUUGUUAGCCUUCUGACAUGUUAACUACAAUUUCGCACUUAAGUUGACCUGAGCUACAGGAAAUGCCACUAGUAAUAUUUAUUUUAAACAAGUAAUGCUGGAAAGUAUUUAAAACGAAAAUCUCAGAAAUUAUCUGUAUCUACUUGUGCCUAUAAUAUAGUAUUUUUAUAGAACUAAGUGAUAACUGAAGAAAAUUGCAGCACUUAUACAGGUUUUUAAAUGCAAAUUUUAUUGCUUUGACAUGCCUUAAUAAUUUGCAUUUAACCGUAGGUAUUCAUGACAUCAGGAUUUUUUUCUGUUUUCACAAACAAUGACAUUAAUUCAUAUAAGUAAUUAUUACUUAGAAUAUUUGUUAUUAUGUAUGUAAUUAUACGCCAUAUUAAGUUCUUAUUAUGUCACCUUAACAUGGUUACCGCAGUUACGACAAAAAGCUCACACAUCUCUACCAUUUGAUUCUUGGAUUUCUGAAUAAGCGUAUGUAGGUAAUAUUUAUGUAGGUAAAGGCAAUUAACAACUAAUUAAUUGUACUUAAAGAUUUAAUGGUUCGAAUCUCUAUUAUACAGUGGCGUGCAUUUCAUAGGUACAUUAAUGCUCUGCUUACCUUGAGGACACCUUAAAAACCAGAAUUGCAGAAGGAAUUUUCCUCUUUGUAUAAUUUAUUGGUACAGUGCAUACCCUAGAUAAAACUUAUGCGCGCCACUGCUAUUAUAUGCACCAUAGUACGUAUUGUUAUUUUAAGGGGAGAGUAGAUCUAACAUUACAGCUUAUUCGAUCAUACGUUUGUCGAAACCAAAAUUAUUUACCUAAAAACAAAAAGUUAAAAGCAUUGAAUUUUAUUAGAAUUACAUAAUUUUUGAGAAACAACUUCCAAUCAAUAAGAUUUCUUAUUGAAAUAUUGUAGCAGGUAUAAUAUUUACCAGCUUAUCGCAGAAUCCCCUCGUCGGCUCCCUUAUCAAGAUAAACUUAGGAUAAGUAGACAGCUAAACAUAAGUCAUUGUAUAAGACACGCUGUAACAUCUACCAUAUUUUUUAAUUGAUGCCUUAACGAGCCAUAGAUUGGUUGUAUAUAUUAUUAUAUUUCCUGCUAUUUUACACACAGUUUAGAUUACCAUAUAUUAAGACUUAUUAAGCUUUAAUCUAACAUUUUACGUUAGCUAAAAGUAGGGAACUGAAUGUAAAAAUUAGCGUCGCUUGAUGAUUGCAGGUUGAUCGAGGUGAUAUCGAAUCAAACAUUCCAACUAGUAUAGGUACUUACUUUUUAUUUAUUUGUUACUUUCUACACCUGCAUGUUGUAAAUCCGUCCAUAGCUAUAUUUUUAUAUGAAUCUCAAUGUAAUUAUGACUUAAUAUUAUUAGCAUUUACACGACUUAUUAAUUAAAUGAUAAAAGAUUC